GUAUUUACUCUUGCGGGUGUCACAAAACUACAAUACCCAGGAUGCAAAAGCUCCUCAGGAAGGGAAGUCUAAUUAUAAGCCGCUUGGGUAAAAAAAGCCCACCGCUGAAGUAGUAUUGUGUUACACGAGAGGAACCCGGCUAACCUUUAAUAGGGCAAAGACGAAAGAAAGUAACCCCACUGGUCACGCACGCUAAAUCUCUCGCAAAUAUGCCAAAUAUACCGCAACUGGAUUUGACACCACAAAUUGGUGCCAGAAGACGAAGCUGGGAGAUCGAAGUGUAACUAUAAACUGUAUGGAUUUAUACUUUGCAAAAAUACUUUUUCUUUUUUCUGAUGGACUAUUCCAAUUAUGGAUCAUCAACUAUCCACGGGACUUUGUAGUGGAGCGUAAUGGCGCAUUAUUGGACGGAGCCUAACAGAGUUUAAAAACCAAACCAAGUUUUCAAGAAAACAUCACAGUACUGGAACUGCACACCUCCAUUGAUCCCAACCCGACUGUCAUCGAUGAAUCCUCCAAUGUGGUUCUGAGAUAUCGCACUCCUUACUUCAGGGCUUCAGCUCAAGUUCUGGUGCCACCUGUUACUUGUAAAGAGAUCUGGACUGUGGGUUGGAUCCAGGCUUGCAGUCAAAUGGAUUUCUUCAACGUAUAUGAAAAUGAAGGAGUUUCCAGCUGGGAGCUGCCAGAAAUAAAAUGCGGGCACAUCCAGGCGAUCAGCGAUUCAGAUGGUGUGAAUUAUCCUUGGUACGGUUGCACCACCGAGAUGUACACAGUCGUGGGUCCUACUAAGAAAAGCACCACACUCACCGUCAGUAUGAAUGAUAACUUCUGCCCAAGUGUAACCUGGAGCGUCCCCGUUGGCACAACCAGCAGCCCUCCUCUCCUGAGUGCCAUCCAGAGAGACCAACGCUUUACCACUUGGCUGGUAGCCAUGAACGAAGCCACGGCCGAGAUGGUGUUACUCAGAACCAUCCGCUGGAGAAUGCAGCUGUCUAUUAAAGUGGAUCCAAAGAUGCCUUUGGGCCAAAGAGCCGUGCUUGUGGAACCACUGAUCCAGGAACAGCCUCAAGUCCUGGUUAGGAAUGAACCCAUCCCGUUAAAUGCCUUAGUUAAGCCUAAUGCAAAUGAUGCCCAGGUUCUAAUGUGGCAGCCGAAAAACGGGCGACCUGUUGUUGUUAUCCCUCCAAAAUACUAAGCCAUGAAGAAAUUUCCCUUUCUGCCUGAACUUUGAUGUUUUUAAGCUUGUUUAAACGGAGUGAAUUAGUGAGAAUAAUAUUUACAGGGAUUUUGUUUCUAAAGAAAUUAUUAUUUGUGUAUUUAUUGAUGGUUUAGACGGCUACAUUUAAGGAUACAAGUUUAACACUGUGUAUUGUUUGGAUUGUAAAAAUGUAGAACCCUGAGAAUAUUUCAGUUUCUGGAUAUUUUAAUAUUUGUCAUUUGCAAGACAAAGCGUUUUGUGGCCUUUGCAUACCUCACCCUAGAUUGAAAUGUUGCCUUUAGUUUAUAAAACUGUAUGUUUCUGAUGCAUGCCCAAUUGAAAUUGUGCACACAGUUUGAGCCUACGGGCUUUAUUUAAACAUUUGAGGCAUAUUGUUUUUCAGAUGUGCCCAAAGUUUUACACGCUAUAUACAGAUUCUGUUGCCUUUUCUUUUAAAGCAACACUAUGUAGUAAGAUUUGGCUUACGGCUCCCCCAUGUGGUUGAAAAGCACAACAGUGCCAGUGGUAUCAGACACUCUUUUGCAGGCAGGGGAGGGGCUGUGUGCUCCAACCCGACCAACGCGACUUAAGGGGACUCGUUUAUAAAAUGCUGCGUAGAAACCAUCCUACAUUUGAUCUUACGAUCAUUUAUGAAAAACUUUACGAUCAAAUCUGUGCAUACGCACGCUUUAUAAAUGAGGCCCCAGGACUCAUUAUAGUUGUGCAUACGUCCUGGGACGUAGCCGCGAUGGCGUAGGAUACGCAUCAGUUUUCAUAUAUAUACUUCUGCGUCGUCCACCCAAAUGGAAAUACCUAUGACGCAGUUUUUUUGACCUGACAGGAGGGGUUCUAUUGAAUCAGUCAGCGUAGAACUGACGCGCUGUUAAAAAUUGGGCCAGGUGCACGUCAGGCUACGCAGAGCUACACAGAUGCUACGGAUAACCUAUGGCGUAGACCUUACGCCCAACUAUAAAUUGGACUUUACAGAGUGUGGUUGUAGCAGCUAGGAGGCUAAUCAGGUUGCAGCAGCAGUAGAAUUCAUCCAGGUAAGAGUUCUACCACUGACAUAAUAAGACAUUAUUUAAGGUCAAAAAAACUACAGAGUGUUGCUUUAAUGUAACAAUUGCAAACAUGUCACAUGUAGAUUGUGCGCAUGGUGUCUUAUGAGAUUAAGACUGAACUUAUACUGUGAAUUGUUUACUGCAGCUGUUUUCAAAUGUUUUAGAGGGAGGUUUGCUGGAGCAAGUUGUGUGCUUCAGGUACUCUUAUUUUUUAUGAAUUUGGAGUUUUUCAGCCUCUAUCACAAUAAAUCAUCAGGUUUUGGGGUGUGAUUUUCAUAA
Messenger RNA from Misgurnus anguillicaudatus (oriental weatherfish), 2538 nucleotides. It is a transcript of the gene fam78aa, whose product is annotated as family with sequence similarity 78 member Aa. Lineage: Eukaryota; Metazoa; Chordata; Actinopteri; Cypriniformes; Cobitidae. The record is from RefSeq and is a predicted model, not a curated record.